AUGAUUUUAUAUUCUAUUAUAUUUUUUAAUAUUUUUUGUUUAUCCUAUUCUUACAAAAUAUUAGUGUUUUGUCCUAGAAGUAGCCAUAGUCAUGUUAAUUUUUUGGGAUCAAUUGCUGAUAUAUUAGUGAAAGGUGGACAUGAUGUAACAUAUUUAUUAGCUGAAGCUAAUCCUCAAGUUACUACAAAUGGUAGUAAAUUAGCUAAAUUACAUAUUGUACCAAAUACUAAAGAAAUAGCUGAAAAAUAUUUAAAUAUGUCCAGUUUUACUGAUGUUUGGUUAACUUCAAAACAUCCAACAUCUCAUAUGAAAUUGGCACAAAAAAGAAUGACUUUAAUAAAAGAUCAAUGUUCACAUUUAACAAAUAAUUUAACAUUAACAGAAUAUAUGAAAAAUCAAAAAUUUGAUAUUGGUAUAACAGAAUAUUUCUAUUCAUGUGGAAUAGGCUUAUUUAAAAUGUAUAAUAUACCAAUUUUUAUGAAUGCUGCAGCAACAGUACUUCCAGAUUCAGCAUAUGAUUUUUAUGGUUUAGAAUUUCCUUCAAGUUAUGUUCCAGCAAUGAUGAUUGCUAAUACUGACAAAAUGACAUAUUUUAGAAGAAUGUUAAACUUAUUUUCAUUUUUAUUUUCAAAAUUUUUUAUGAAAUAUGCUCUUGUCAAUUAUGUUCAAGAUGUUUAUGAUGUUAAAUUUGGUCCAGGUUAUUUAGAUAUAAUGAAUGAUAUAACACUUGAUUCAUAUGCAUUAAUUAAUACACAUCCAUUAUUAGAAUUUAAUUUUCCACAAACAAAUAAAAUUCUUCAAAUUGGGGGAAUGAAAGAAUUUAAUAUAAAUAAAUUAAAUGAUGAAUUUAAUAAAAUACUUAAUAUAAGAAAAAAAAAUGUUCUUAUUUCAUUUGGAUCACAUGCUCAAAGUUCAAAAAUGCCUUUAAAAAUGAAAAAAACGAUAGUAAAUCUAAUAAAAGAUUAUCCUAAUAUAACAUUUAUUUGGAAAUAUGAAACAAAUGAAACAGAUUUUUUAGAUGGUUUAAAAAAUGUUUAUCUAUUUAAAUGGAUUCCACAAAUUGAUUUGUUAAGUGAUGGUAGAAUAUCACUUUUUAUUACACAUGCAGGAUUAAAUUCUGUUCUUGAAUUAACUUAUUUUGGUGUUCCAUCACUUUUAGUACCAUUAUUUGGUGAUCAAAUGAGAAAUUCAAAAAUGAUAUCAAGACAUGGUGUUGGUGUAGCUGUAACAAAAGAAUUACUUUAUGAUUCAGAAAAAUUUAAAGAAUCAUUUAAAGAAGUUUUAGAAAAUGGAAAUUAUUUAAAGAAUGGAAAAAAAUUGUCACAAAUGUUAAAAAAUUAUCCAGUCAAUCAGACAGAUACAAUUAUUCGUCAUACCGAAAAAGCUGUGCGUUGGGGAAAAGUAAAUAUAUUAAAUUUACAAAGUAGAAAAAAAUCUUUUUAUCAGUAUUAUUUCAUGGACAAUAUAGUUUAUCUAUUUAUUUUUGUAUUUAUAAUUUAUUUCCUUUAA
This is a messenger RNA of Strongyloides ratti, 1509 nucleotides long. Its product is annotated as UDP-glucuronosyl/UDP-glucosyltransferase family-containing protein. The record is from RefSeq and is a predicted model, not a curated record. Gene Ontology annotation, molecular function: UDP-glycosyltransferase activity. Lineage: Eukaryota; Metazoa; Nematoda; Chromadorea; Rhabditida; Strongyloididae. The coding region runs from base 1 to 1509 and encodes 502 amino acids. The transcript has a single exon.